Messenger RNA from Linum tenue, 108 nucleotides. NCBI's taxonomy places the organism in Eukaryota, Viridiplantae, Streptophyta, Magnoliopsida, Malpighiales, Linaceae. The record is from the annotation of a GenBank genome assembly.
AUGGAAGUCGUUGUGGAGGAGAAUACUGAAGGAGAAGAAGAAACUCUUGGGGAGCACUUGCAGCCCAUCAUCACCGCCGAACGCUGUCGGCUAUUCGCAGAAUUUUGA